Molecule: messenger RNA, 928 nt
Organism: Annulohypoxylon truncatum
Lineage: Eukaryota; Fungi; Ascomycota; Sordariomycetes; Xylariales; Hypoxylaceae
Exons: 4
Coding region: 237-488 (83 amino acids)
Source: RefSeq, a predicted model, not a curated record
UUGUUGGUAGUCUGUGAAAUUGAAAAAACUUUGGUGAAAGUUUCAUAGUCAACCUACAGGCCCCAAGUGUCCUCCUUUCCCAAUAAUGUACCAACGGGUUCACCCUUAUUCUCAUCUCGCACUUUCCCGGAAACCUUAUACCAAAGCCUCUCCCAUCCCUACCCCUAUCAUACUCCUCGCACUCCUUCCCAGAAUGAUGUCCCCCUGAUACUCCAAUUUAUCCGUCUUCUUGUCUCAUGAUUUUCUUUUGGUUUCGCAUUGUUUCCUUCCAGUCUUGGUCGUCUUCUUGUUGCCUUUUCUUAUGGCCUCGUCUUGCUUCGGUUCGUCCUUAUCAUUUGCCUCGUCUGCCUUUGCUUGUGGCCUCGGUUCGGAUUUUUGCUCGGCUUCGAUUUUAUCUCUUCGCUUGUUUCUUGUCUAAUCUUUCCCGCGCUCGGGCCUCCACUUCUGAUUCUUCUUUGGGAGGGUUCAAAAUAAUGGACUUGUCUUAAUUCUUAAUUUCGUCUUCGUUCGCGUCUUGUGGUUCAUCGUAUUUGCUAUAGUUAGUUCUAUUAUAAGUCCUUCCGACUUCGUCUCUCGUCUCUAAAUGGAGACCUCGAUGUCCUCGGCUCGGGUUUUAAUGGGGUCGUGGUUGCGGCAUUCCCAUAACUUCUUAUAUCUCGAUAUCUUCUGUAAGGGGGGAAUUGAUGCCUCUGCAAUGUAAAUACGAAUGGCACAUAAAAGGAGGCUCUGGGGAUAGAGGCUAUAGAGGAGUUAGUAUUGGGUCACUUAAUGGGAGGGGGUUUACCUGAAGAGCGGUCUGUUCGCCGGAAGUGAGUGUCGUUCAGGGGUAAGCUCCUAUUCCCCCAAACAACAUCUUCGAACGACCAAAACCGCCCUCAACCAUACUCCUCCACAACUCUCCCCUUCCACCCCUCCUACCACCACCUCC